This is a messenger RNA of Aptenodytes forsteri (emperor penguin), 10874 nucleotides long. RefSeq names its product CUB and Sushi multiple domains 2 (gene CSMD2). The record is from RefSeq and is a predicted model, not a curated record. Bases 1 to 10794 code for a protein of 3597 amino acids. NCBI's taxonomy places the organism in Eukaryota, Metazoa, Chordata, Aves, Sphenisciformes, Spheniscidae. The transcript has 71 exons.
AUGCAACCUUCCUUGGGAUGGGACAAGCCGGGAUGCAGCUGCAGCUUUGGAAGGAACUGGGGAAAAUUGGGGAUCUUUGCUCUCAUGACGGUGGAAGUGAGCUCCUGGAGCCGUGUGCUGCUGCUCUCCAUGGGGCUGCUGGCUGUCUCGGUGACUGCCCAGAACUGCAGUCACGUUUUGCAGGGUCCAAAUGGGACAAUACAGAGUCCAGGCUUUCCCUAUGGAUAUCCAAAUUAUGCAAACUGCACGUGGACAAUCACUGCUGAGGAGCAGAACAGGAUACAGCUUGUUUUCCAGUCCUUUGCAUUAGAGGAAGAUUUUGACGUGUUAUCUAUCUACGAUGGACUGCCUCAGCAGGGGAAUCUGAGAACAAGGUUAACGGGUUUCCAGCUGCCUUCUCCUAUUGUGAGUACAGGGGUUGUGCUGUCCUUGUGGCUUGUGAGUGAUUAUGCGGUCAGUGCUCAAGGCUUCCAGGCAAACUAUGAAGUUCUACCAAGUCAUACAUGUGGAAAUCCAGGAAGGCUGCAGAAUGGGAUUCAGCAAGGGACAACGUUCAGCAUCGGGGACAAAGUGAGAUACAGCUGUAAUCCAGGCUUCUUUUUGGAAGGACAUGCGUUGCUCACGUGCCAUGCCAAUUCGGAAAACAGUGCCUCCUGGGAUUUUCCUCUACCCUUCUGCAGAGCUGAUGAUGCUUGCGGAGGGACUUUGCGGGGACAAAGCGGAAUUAUCUCAAGCCCUCAUUUUCCUUUGGAGUAUGGCAAUAACGCAGACUGCACGUGGACUAUUCUCGCUGAACCUGGAGACACUAUUGCUCUGGUUUUCAUGGAUUUUCAGCUGGAAGAUGGAUAUGAUGUUUUAGAAGUUGCUGGAACAGAGGGAUCUUCACUCUGGUUUACUGGAAUGAAUUUGCCUGCCCCGGUUAUCAGCAGUAAAAAUUGGCUGCGGCUUCACUUCACAUCAGACGGCAACCACAGGCAGAAGGGGUUCAGUGCCCAAUAUCAAGUCAAAAAGCAAAUGGAACUGAAGUCCAGAGGGGUGAAGCUAAUGCCCAGCAAGGACAAUAACCAGAAGACAUCAGUGUUAACUCAGGUUGGUGUGUCCCAGGGACAUAAUAUGUGUCCAGACCCUGGGAUUCCAGAGAGAGGCAAAAGAAUAGGCAACGAUUUUAGGCUAGGCUCCAGCAUCCAGUUCACCUGUAACGAGGGCUAUGAUUUACAAGGGUCCAAAAGCAUCACCUGUAAGAGAGUGAGCGACAUCAUUGUUGCCUGGAGUGACCACAGACCAGUGUGCAGAGCUAGGAUGUGCGAUAUGUACCUUCGUGGUCCCAGUGGUGUGAUAACUUCUCCCAACUACCCUGUACAAUACGAUAACAAUGCCUACUGUGUGUGGGUCAUCACUGCGCUCAAUCCAGCCAAGGUUAUCAAACUCACCUUUGAAGAAUUUGAACUAGAAAGAGGAUAUGACACUCUGACAGUGGGUGAUGGAGGACAAGUCGGAGACCAGAAAACUGUGCUUUACGUCUUGACAGGCACCACAGUCCCUGAUCUCAUUGUUAGCACACACCACCAGAUGUGGCUCCUCUUCCAGACAGACAGUGUCAGCAACUUGCUGGGGUUCAAAGCAACAUAUGAAGAGAUUGACCAAGGGAGCUGCGGUGAUCCUGGCAUCCCAGCCUACGGCAGGAGAGAAGGAUCCACAUUUCGCCACGGGGACAGUUUGAAGUUUGAGUGCCAGCCUGCCUUUGAGUUGAAGGGACAGAAAACAAUUACCUGCCAAAAGAGUAGCCAGUGGUCUGCUCAGAAACCAGUUUGUGUUUUUUCCUGCUUUUUCAACUUCACCACUCCAUCUGGGAAUGUGCUGUCACCAAAUUACCCUGAAGAAUAUGGAAGCAGCUUGCACUGUGUUUGGUUAAUUAUAGCUAAACCUGAGAGCCGAAUUCACUUGGCUUUCAAUGAUUUUGAUGUGGAGCCUCAGUUUGAUUUCCUAGCCGUGAAGGAUGGUGGGACUGCUGAAUCUCCGGUGCUGGGGACCUUCUCAGGAAACCAGAUCCCCUCCUCUCUGACCAGCAGUGGUCAUGUAGCUAGGCUGGAGUUCCAGACCGACCACUCCAUGGAGAAAAGAGGCUUCAACAUAACCUUCACCACAUUUAGGCAUAACGAAUGCCCUGACCCUGGUGUGCCUGUGAACGGAAAGCGCUUUGGUGACAGCCUCCAGCUUGGCAGCUCUGUGUCCUUCCUUUGCGAUGAGGGCUUCAUUAGGACCCACGGCUCAGAAACCAUCACCUGCAUCUUGAAGGAAGGAAAUGUGGUCUGGAACAAUGCGGUACUCAGAUGCGAAGCACCGUGUGGGGGCCACUUGACGUCGCCCAGCGGAACCAUCCUGUCCCCUGGCUGGCCUGGCUUCUACAAGGACUCCCUGAGCUGCGCGUGGGUCAUAGAGGCCCAGCCGGGCUACCCCAUCAAGAUCACGUUUGACAGAUUUAAGACAGAGGUGAAUUAUGACACCCUGGAAGUGCGAGAUGGCCGGUCCUAUUCUUCCCCGUUGAUAGGUGUCUAUGAUGGGACUCAGGUGCCCCAGUUCCUCAUCAGCACCAGCAACUACCUCUACCUCCUCUUCACCACUGACAAAAGCCACUCUGACAUAGGCUUUCAGAUCCGAUAUGAAACUGUGAAGCUCCAGUCAGACCACUGCUUGGAUCCGGGGAUCCCGGUAAAUGGCCAGCGCCAUGGGAAUGAUUUCUACGUGGGAGCACUGGUGACGUUCAGCUGCGAUUCAGGCUACACCCUGAGUGACAGUGAAGCCCUGGAGUGCGAGCCGAACUUCCAGUGGAGCCGGCCACUGCCCAGCUGUGAGGCUCUGUGUGGAGGUUACAUUCGUGGUUCCAGUGGUACCAUCUUAUCCCCAGGCUUCCCUGAUUUUUAUCCCAAUAACUUGAACUGCACGUGGACAAUAGAAACAUCACAUGGAAAAGGUGUGUUCUUCACCUUUCAUACCUUUCACUUGGAGAAUGGCCACGACUACCUCCUCAUCACUGAAAAUACCAGCUUUGCUCAGCCACUGAAGCAACUGACGGGCUCUCGGCUCCCUGCCCCGCUUAGCGCGGGGCUCUUCGGAAACUUCUCUGCUCAAAUUCGCUUCAUCUCAGACUUCUCCAUGUCCUAUGAGGGUUUCAACAUCACCUUCUCAGAAUAUGAUUUGGAGCCCUGUGAUGAGCCGGAGGUCCCAGCCUACAGCAUCAGAAAGGGCCUGCAGUUCGGAGUGGGAGAUGUCCUUACCUUUUCCUGCUUCCCCGGCUACCGGCUGGAGGGCGCAUCCCGCAUCACCUGCCUCGGGGGGAGACGGCGUGUGUGGAGUUCGCCUCUGCCAAGGUGUGUUGCUGAAUGUGGCUCAUCUGUAACUGGAACUCAAGGUGUUCUGCUGUCCCCCAACUAUCCAAUAAACUAUAACAACAAUCAUGAGUGCAUCUACUCCAUCCAGACCCAGCCAGGAAAGGGGAUCCAGCUGAAAGCCAGGACUUUUGAACUGGAGGCAGGAGAUGUCCUCAAGGUCUACGAUGGCAGCAAUAGCUCUGCUCGCCUGCUGGGCUCCUUUAGCCGCUCUGAAAUGCUCGGCACCAGCAUAAACAGCACUUCCAGCAGCAUGUGGCUUGAGUUUAUCACCAACAGCGAGAACACGAGUAAAGGCUUUGAGCUGCAGUUUUCUAGUUUUGAACUCAUUAAAUGCGAGGACCCUGGCAUCCCACAGUUUGGCUACAAGGUCCGUGAUGAGGGACACUUUGCUGGCAGCUCUGUAUCCUUUAGCUGUGACCCUGGCUAUACCCUGCGAGGCAGCAGGGUGCUGGUCUGCCUGACGGGGGAGCGGAGAGCUUGGGAUCAACCCCUGCCAACCUGUGUAGCUGAGUGUGGGGGUACUAUCAAAGGAGAGUCGUCAGGACGGAUACUGUCUCCUGGCUACCCAACACCCUACGAUCAUAAUCUGAAUUGUAUUUGGACAAUAGAGGCAGAAGCUGGUUGCACGAUAGGGCUCCAUUUCAUGGUUUUCCACACCGAGGAGUUCCACGAUGUGCUGAGGAUCUGGGACGGUCCAGUGGAGAAUGGCAUCCUCCUAAAGGAGAUGAGUGGGUCCGGCUUACCCGGCGACGUCCACAGUACUUUCAACUCUGUCAUCCUUCAGUUCAACACUGAUUUCUUCACAAGCAAGCAGGGCUUUGCUGUUCAGUUUUCAGUUUCUACUGCCACUUCCUGCAAUGACCCAGGAAUUCCCCAGAACGGGAGCCGGAGUGGUGACAGCAAAGAGGCAGGUGACUCCAUCGUCUUCCAGUGUAAUCCAGGAUACGCUCUGCAAGGGGAUGCCAAAAUCACUUGUGUGCAGAUUGAGAACAGAUUUUUCUGGCAACCAGACCCUCCCUCCUGCAUAGCUCCCUGUGGAGGUAUCUUGACAGGACCGACAGGAGUGAUCCUGUCCCCGCAGUACCCGGAGCCCUACCCGCCGGGGAAGGAGUGUGACUGGAAGCUGACCGUCUCUCCUGAUUAUGUCAUUGCCCUGGUAUUUAAUACCUUCAGUUUGGAGCCUGGCUAUGAUUUUCUUCAUAUCUAUGAUGGACCCGAUUCACUCAGCCCCCUGAUCGGAAGCUUUUACGGCUCCCAGCUACCCGAGAGGAUAGAGAGCAGCAGCAACAGCCUCUUCCUUGCUUUCCGAAGCGAUGCAUCAGUCAGCAACACCGGAUUUGUCAUUGACUACACAGAAAAUCCCCGGGAGUCAUGCUUCGAUCCUGGAUCAAUUAAGAAUGGCACACGAGUGGGUACGGAUCUGAAGCUGGGAUCUACAAUUACCUACUACUGUGACGGAGGGUAUGACAUUGAAGGGGUCUCCACGCUGACGUGCGUAAUGGGCGGGGAUGGAAAACCCACGUGGAACAAACCUCGACCUACCUGUACAGCACCCUGUGGCGGUCAGUACACAGGCUCCGACGGCAUCGUCCUCUCUCCAAAUUAUCCCCAGAACUACACCAGCGGACAAGUCUGCCUGUACUUCAUCGUUGUGCCAAAGGACUAUGUGGUCUUUGGGCAGUUCGCCUUCUUCCAGACCGCGCUCAACGACAUCAUCGAAGUCCACGAUGGCCCCAACCAGCACUCCCGGCUCCUCAGCUCCCUCUCGGGCUCUCAUACAGGUGAAUCUUUACCAUUAGCUACCACCAACCAGAUUCUCAUAAAAUUUAGUUCCAAGGGUCAAUCUACGGCCAAAGGUUUUCAUUUUGUCUACCAAGCGGUUCCGCGGACCAGUGCCGCCCAGUGCAGCUCGGUCCCGGAGCCUCGCUACGGCCGGCGGCUGGGCAGCGAUUUCGCGGUGGGGGCGGUGGUGCGGUUCGAGUGCAGCGCUGGCUACAUGCUCCAGGGCUCCCGGAGCAUCGAGUGCCUCACCAUGCCCGGGGCACUGGCUCAGUGGAACGUUUCGGUACCCACCUGUGUGGUGCCAUGUGGUGGAAAUUUGACUGAACGCAAAGGAACCAUCCUGUCCCCUGGCUUCCCUGAGCCAUACCUGAAUAGCCUCAACUGCGUGUGGAAGAUAACAGUCCCCGAAGGAGCAGGAAUACAGAUCCAGGUGAUCAGUUUUGUUACUGAGCAGAACUGGGAUUCCCUGGAAGUGUUCGAUGGAGGAGAUAACACAGCUACCAUGCUGGGAAGUUUCUCUGGAACUACAGUGCCUGCGCUGCUGAACAGCACUUCAAACCAGCUCUAUCUGCAUUUCUAUUCGGAUAUCAGUGUCUCUGCUGCUGGCUUUCACCUGGAAUACAAAACCGUCGGUCUGUCCAGCUGCCCGGAGCCCCCGGUUCCUGGGAACGGCCUGAAGAUCGGCGAGCGCUAUUUAGUGAACGAUGUCGUCUCUUUCCAGUGUGAACCAGGCUACGCCCUUCAGGGCCACUCUCAUAUUUCCUGCAUGCCAGGCACUGUCCGCCGCUGGAACUACCCACCUCCGCUUUGCAUCGCCCAAUGUGGAGGAACCGCAGAAGAGUUGGAAGGAGUGCUCCUGAGCCCAGGGUUCCCAGGAAACUAUCCAAGCAACCUGGACUGCACGUGGAGGAUAUUGCUGCCAGUGGGGUUUGGUGCUCACAUCCAGUUCCUAAACUUCUCCACUGAGCCGAACCACGACUUUGUCGAAAUCCGCAACGGGCCGUACGACACCAGUAACGUCAUCGGGCGGUUCAGCGGCACAGAAAUCCCAGGCUCCCUCCUGUCGACAUCUCAUGAAACCACAGUGUACUUCCACAGCGACCACUCGCAGAACAAGCCAGGCUUCAAGCUGGAAUACCAAGCCUACGAGCUGCAGGAAUGCCCUGACCCUGAACCUUUUGCUAAUGGUGUUGUAAGAGGAGCAGGUUACAAUGUUGGACAGUCCAUCUCUUUUGAGUGUCUGCCUGGCUACCAGCUGAUCGGCCACCCCGUCCUGACCUGUCAGCAUGGCACCAACAGGAACUGGGACCACCCGUUGCCCAGGUGUGAAGUGCCUUGUGGGGGGAACGUCACCACCCAAAAUGGUACAGUUUACUCUCCUGGCUUCCCCAACCAGUACCCCAAUUCCCAGGACUGCACUUGGCUUCUCACAGUGCCGGUGGGAUAUGGAAUCCACCUCAACUUCACCCUGCUGCAAACAGAGCCCUACAACGAUUUCAUCACUGUUUGGGAUGGUCCACAGCAAACAGCCCCACAGCUUGGUGUGUUCACUGGCAACUCUGCUAAGAAAUCAGCCCAAAGCUCUUCCAAUCAGGUCCUGAUGAAAUUCCACAGUGAUGCCGCCAACGGAGGGAUUUUUGCCAUUUAUUUUUACGCCUACCAGCUCUUCAGAUGUCAGCCUCCGACCAUCGUUCCCAACGCAGAAAUCAUCACUGAGAAUGAAGAAUUUAACAUAGGUGACAUAGUGAGGUACAGAUGCCUUCCUGGCUUUACCCUGAUUGGAAAUGAAAUCCUGACCUGCAAAUUAGGCACUCAUCUCCAGUUUGAAGGACCUCCACCCAUGUGUGAAGUGCACUGUCCGAUGAACGAGGUUAUGACGGACUCCACCGGUGUGAUCCUCAGCCAAAGCUUCCUGGGAAGUUACCCUCACUUUCAGACCUGUUCUUGGGUGGUGAAGGUAGAGCCUGGAUAUAACAUCUCCCUCACCAUCGAGUACUUCCUGAGCGAGAAGCAAUAUGAUGAGUUUGAAAUCUUUGACGGUCCCUCUGGCCAAAGUCCACUGCUCCUGUCGCUGAGUGGGAACUACUCUGCCCCUCUGACCGUCACCAGCAGCGGGAACAAAGUCUAUCUCCGUUGGUCCUCUGAUCAUGCCUACAACAGAAAAGGCUUCAAAAUCCGCUACUCUGCUCCUUACUGUAGCCUCCCGCAACCGCCAGCCCAUGGGCUGAUUCUCAGCCAGACGGGUCUGCACCCUGGCAGCACAGUCCGCUUUGGCUGUGACACAGGCUACCGUCUUGUUGGCCACAGCACCACCACCUGCUCCCAGCACCCUCAGGGCUACUUCCACUGGAACGAAGCGAUCCCUCUGUGCCAAGCUCUCUCCUGUGGAGUUCCCAGAGCCCCAAAGAACGGAGUUGUCUUUGGCAAGGAGUAUACAGUGGGUACGAAAGCCAUGUACCAUUGCAACCAGGGCUUCCAGCUGCAGCCCGGGGAGGAACCCAGCACAGAAUGCCUGCAGGCAGGGCAGUGGAGUAACGGCAACCAGCCCCCGCAGUGUGUGGCUGUCACCUGUCCCGAUAUCAACAGCAUUGCAGUUGAGCAUGGCCGGUGGCGGCUGACCUACGAGAUCCAGUACCACUACAACGCCCAGCUAAUGCUCAUCUGUGACCCUGGGUACUACUACACGGGCCAGCGGGUCAUCAAGUGCCAAGCCAACGGGAAGUGGAGCAUAGGCGAACCGAUGCCGACCUGUAAAAUUAUCUCAUGCGGAGACCUGCCGACUCCACCUAACGGGAACAAGAUCGGCACGCUGACCAGCUAUGGGGCCACGGCCAUCUUCUCCUGCAACACCGGCUACACCCUGGUAGGGUCCCGUGUGCGGGAGUGCAUGGCCAACGGACUCUGGAGUGGAGCAGAAGUGAGAUGCCUGGCGGGGCACUGCGGUGUUCCCAGUCCCAUCGUCAAUGGGCAGAUCAACGGGGAGAACUACAACUAUCGUGGCAGCGUGGUUUAUCAGUGCAACCCCGGCUUCCGCCUAAUCGGGAUGUCAGUGCGGAUCUGCCAGCAGGAUCACCACUGGUCUGGGAAGACGCCUGUCUGUGUGCCUAUCACUUGCGGCCACCCUGGCAACCCUGCCAAUGGCUUGACCCAAGGGAGCCAGUUCAAUCUGAAUGAUGUGGCCAAGUUUGCGUGCAACACUGGGUACCGCCUGGAAGGAGCAUCGCAGUCCCAGUGCUUGGCCAACGGACAGUGGAGCAGCACCCUGCCCACCUGCCGCGUUGUAAACUGUACUGACCCUGGGCACCUGGAAAACAGCAUCCGUCAAGUGCAGCCAAGUGGUCCUCACAGAUUCAGCUUUGGAACAACUGUCUCGUAUCAGUGCAGCCAUGGAUAUUACUUAUUGGGUACACAUGUCCUUACCUGUCAGGGGGAUGGCACUUGGGACCGUGCCCUCCCACAGUGUCUUUUGGUCUCUUGUGGCCAUCCCGGCUCCCCACCCCACGCUCAGAUCUUGGGUGACAAGUACACCGUUGGCUCCGUGGUCCGGUACAGCUGCCUCGGGAAGCAGACUCUGAUAGGCAACUCCACUCGCAUGUGCCAGCUCGACGGGCGCUGGAGCGGCUCCCUGCCGCACUGCUCAGGAGGCAGCCAGGGCCUGUGUGGUGACCCGGGGAUCCCCUCUCAUGGCAUUGGGCUGGGAGAUGACUUUGAUGUAGGCAGCGUGGUCCGAUUCAGCUGCGAGCCCGGUUACAUGCUCCGGGGUUCAUCCGAGAGGACCUGCCAAGCCAACAGCUCCUGGAGCGGCACGCAGCCAGAGUGUGAAGUUAUAUCCUGUGGAAACCCAGGAACCCCCAGCAACGCGAGGGUUAUAUUUAACGAUGGCUUGAUUUUCUCCAGUUCCAUUAUAUACCAGUGCCGGGAAGGCUAUUACUCCACAGGAGUGCUGAGCAGGCACUGCACGGUGAACGGGACGUGGACUGGGACCAGUCCAGAGUGCACAGUGAUCAACUGUGGUGACCCUGGUGUGCCAGCCAACGGCAUUAGACUGGGCAGUGAUUUUACCUACAAUAAAACAGUGGUGUUCCAGUGCACGCCUGGGUAUAUGAUGGAGUCAGACAGGGCAUCUUCUCUAACCUGCACGAAAGACCGAACCUGGAAUGGCACCAAACCUGCCUGCAAGGCUAUCAUCUGUAAAUCCCCACAAGCCAUCCCCAAUGGGAAAAUCGUGGGCUCAGAUUUCAGCUGGGGCUCCAGCGUGAGCUAUGCCUGCCUGGAGGGGUAUCAGCUCUCCCUGCCCGCUGUGCUGACCUGCGAGGGGAACGGGACUUGGAGUGGGGAAAUGCCCCAGUGCUUCCCUGUGUUCUGCGGUGAUCCGGGGAUACCUGCUCAAGGCAGGAGGGAGGACAGAGGCUUCACGUACCGCUCUUCCGUCUCCUUCUCCUGCUUAGCCCCGCUCGUGCUGGUGGGAUCAGCCCGGCGGUUCUGUCAGUCCGACGGGACGUGGAGCGGGACCCAGCCCAGCUGCAUAGACCCCAGCCUCACGACGUGCGCGGACCCCGGCGUGCCUCUCUUUGGGAUGCAGAAUAACUCCCAGGGCUACCAGGUGGGAAGCAUCAUCUUUUUCAAGUGCCAGAAGGGAUACCUGCUGCAGGGCUCCACCACCAGGACCUGCCUCCCCAACCUGACGUGGAGCGGCGUACAGGCAGACUGCGUCCCUCACCACUGUAAGCAGCCGGAGACCCCCUCCCACGCCAACGUCGGUGCUCUGGAUUUGCCAUCUCUGGGCUACACCUUGAUCUAUUCCUGUCAGAGUGGGUACUAUCUCACCGGAGGAUCUGAGCAUCGAACCUGCAAAGCAGAUGGCAGCUGGACAGGAAAACCACCUAUUUGCCUCGCCGAUGUCCGCCCCAGCGGAAGGCCGGUUGGCACCGCACGGGACCCACCGCUCGCCAAGGUGUCAGUGCCUGCUGAUGUGUUUGCAAGGAAUUCCCUUUGGAAAGGCUCCUACGAAUACAUGGGGAAAAAGCAGCCUGCGAUGCUGUCUGUCACUAGCUUCGACCCUGCCACCAGUAAAGUCAAUGCCACUCUGAUAGACCACAGCGGCGUGGAGCUCCAGGUGUCUGGCAUUUACAAGAAAGAAGAUGUGCACCUGCUUCUCCAGGUUUACCAGAUAACGGGGCCAGUGGAGAUCUUUGUCAACAAGUUCAAAAAUGAUAAGUGGGCUCUAGAUGGACAUGUCUCAUCAGAGUCGUCAAGUGGCACGUUUGUGUACCAGGGCUUUGUGCGUGGCAAAGGCUUCGGGCAGUUUGGCCUUCAGAGACUCGACAUCAGCAUGAUGGAAAAUGAUCCAGAAUCAAUAGGACACCAUUUUGCAUCAAACAGCAGUUCUGUGGCAGCUGCCAUUCUUGUGCCUUUCAUAGCCCUGAUUAUUGCAGGGUUUGUGCUUUAUCUCUACAAACACAGGAGAAGACCAAAAGUCCCAUUCAAUGGCUACGCAGGCCAUGAAAACACCAACGUCCGAGCAACGUUUGAGAAUCCUAUGUAUGACCGAAACCUGCAGCCCACGGACAUCAUGGCCAACGAGACGGAGUUCACAGUCAGCACCGUGUGCACAGCUGUAUAGCACCCGUCCCCGCUGCGAUUCCACCGGGGUCGGUGUCUAGUGGAUGAUUGUGUUUCGCCUCACUAGUCUUCAUCCAUUCC